Molecule: messenger RNA, 795 nt
Organism: Cannabis sativa
Lineage: Eukaryota; Viridiplantae; Streptophyta; Magnoliopsida; Rosales; Cannabaceae
Exons: 2
Coding region: 1-558 (185 amino acids)
Biological process (GO): proteolysis
Molecular function (GO): cysteine-type peptidase activity
Source: RefSeq, a predicted model, not a curated record
AUGCGCAUUCCCUGUUCCAAGCCUUGGUAUGAAGCCGAUCACGUGCUUUUCAUCAUCAAUUUAAGAAGGGAAAGUCAUUGGGUUUUUGGGCGUCUUGACGUGAACGAAGGGACGUUGUUUCUGUACAAUUCUUUGAGAAUCGCGAAGAUGAAUGCCGCAACUAGGAAUGCGAUGAAGGCUUAUUCCGUGUUGCUGCCUUUGUUUUUCGAUUUACUUGGGUUCUGGAAGAAUAGAGCACAAGCUCGUGCCUCAGUUUCUGACCCUACAGCUCCAUUCAGAAUCGUGGAGCUUAGUGGUCUUGCGUCUCAGCAGAAGAAUGAUUGUGGAGCAUAUGUUGCUGCCUUUGCUGAAUUCUUUAUACACGGAAAGGAUGUCCCUGCAGACUUUGACAUCGAAGUUUAUCGAACCCGACUUGCUUCACUUUUCUACUCGUAUGGACAAAGGAAAAUUGAUGAAAGUAUUGACAGCGAGGAUGAGAAGCAAACCAAGUCUUCUAAGGCAUCUAAAUUGAAGAAAUAUGAUCUUUUAAUUUGGUGGCUCUAUUCUGUUAUUUGUUGAAUCUAUUUACUUGACAAGUUUUAGUGUUGUUGUUUCAAUGUAGGUAUUAUAUUUGAUUUUAUACUAUGUAGCUGGUUUAAAACUUUUAGGAUAUUUGACAUUCACUCCUUAUAAUAUCUUUAUUGUAUAGGUUUGUAUUUCCCAAAGUUGUUUGUUUUUUUUAAUUGUUCAAGUUCUUAUAUACGGUCGCACAACUAUAGAGAAACUAUUAACCAACUAAAUACAAACUAUGUUUUC